Puccinia graminis f. sp. tritici CRL 75-36-700-3 is the source of this 1152-nucleotide messenger RNA. RefSeq lists its product as uncharacterized. Lineage: Eukaryota; Fungi; Basidiomycota; Pucciniomycetes; Pucciniales; Pucciniaceae. The record is from RefSeq and is a predicted model, not a curated record. The coding region runs from base 1 to 1152 and encodes 383 amino acids. The transcript has 3 exons.
AUGUCUGAUUCGGAAUCAGACUUCUCUCUAGAUCCAAACACGUCUGGGCUCAUCGGUACCUUAGAGUUCAUGAUCGAUGAAAGCAAAUUUCCAUUGGACCUUUAUGACUACCAGAAAGUGGACGUACAAUCGCCCGCAAAACUGGGGCAGAACGAGGAACUCUUGAACGGAACGAAGCAUACGAAACUGCUACUUUCGAUCAAGGAACAACUCAAUUCGCUUGUUGCAGCUCUCGGCUUACUCGAUCCCACUGAAGAGCCGAUCCCAGACAUUGACUUGGCUUUGAUGGACGAAAACCACAAGAAUCUCUUGAAACAUCUGAAAGCUUUCAGAUUCUCUCCCUUACAUGAUCAAAUCUGUGACUUGAUCAAAUUCGACAUCAAUAUGCUAUUCGAAUGGUACCUCUUAUUCAUUGAGAGUUACAAGCGACCAAGUAAGCUUAGUGCAGAAGAGUCUGAACAUCAAGCCAAAAGGGGACAACGAAUAAUCGAAGGUGUAACCGAUUGCGAUCGUGCGAUUGAUGACAUAAUCAAAUGGUCCAAACGCUCCGAUUUUGCCAUUCUCCGACAGGGCUGGCUAAAGACAAUCGAAUCACUCAAUGAAACAUCAGAACGCAUAGAAAUCCAACUCAAUCCCAAGGGGAAACUUCCUCGAAUUGCUGGUGCAGAUGAUCAAAGACGGGCCGAAGAUCGACACGCUGAGGAAAUUAUCUCUGGGGCGGGAAAAUCGGUCAUACUCUUGCUCAAGUUGACCCGAAUUCUGUCAAAGAAAUUAAUGGAAAUCACCAAGAACAACUCGCCUUUGAUUUUGGAUUCGAAGAAGAUUGAUUGUCGGGCGCUUAACCUCUUAGCCGACGAACCUGAUUCAAUGAGUCGGGCUUUCGACGACUUUGCGAAUUUUGCUCAGUUCAGCUUUCGCCCGAUUCGCAAUUUAGCUUUGAUUCGGGCUCAAGUGAACCUCUCAUCAGAAAUCCUAGAGCCCAUCUUCCUCGUCCUAGACUCUCAUGUCAUCACUUUGGAGGACGGGAUCGAUCAUUCAUCAGCCAAAGAUCACUUCAAUGCUUGGUCUCUCAAUAUGAAAGAUCUCUGGCAUAAAGCUGCCAAUCGUUUCCUGGAGGACUUGACUGUCGAUGAUGAUUGGGGACCACCUUAA